ACGCUUCAGGAGAUGUGCCGCUCAGUUCGCGUCGGGACAGCGGAGGUGUACGUUCAGCGCUCCUCGUUUGAGAGAAAGUAGGUUCGAAAAGCCCGUUUUCGUUCUAAGCUCUGCAAGGAACUCUUGCCGUUGGCCCUUUCUCUCCGUCCACAGGGAGGCUUGGUGGCCUGUGUCUCGAGUUUUCGGCAAAGAAUUCUUUCUAAAGGAAGGUGAAGGUCGCAGGCAAAGAUGUCCAGUUACGUGAACGACAUGUGGCCCGGCUCGCCGCAGGAGGACUGUCCCUCGACGUCUCGGUCGGGCCAGUCCAGCGGGCAGUCUUCGCGGUCCACGAGCCGCUCCUCUUCUAGAAGCUCGCCGUCCGAUUCUCGCGUCUCGAGUCGGUCAUCGUCCAAGAGUCGGAGCCGGCCCCGAAGGAGGAGCAGGUCAAGGUCUCGUUCCAGAAGGCGCCACCAGCGGAAGUACAGGCGCUACUCGCGGUCUUACUCUCGGAGCCGGUCGCCAUCUCGCAGCCGCCGGUACCGAGAGAGGCGUUAUAGGCCAUCCAGGCGGUAUUACCGGUCUCCUUCGCCGUACCGAUCCCGUAGCAGGUCGCGCUCUCGAGGAAUGUCGUAUUACAGGAGGGCCUAUGCGAUCACGCGGGGGCGACGCUUUUACGGCUUUGGUCGCACGGUGUACCCGGAGGAACACAGCAGGUGGAGGGAGAGAUCCAGAACCAGGUCUCGGAGCAGAACCCCCCUUCGCUUAAGUGAAAAAGAUCGAAUGGAGCUGUUAGAAAUAGCAAAAGCCAAUGCAGCAAAAGCUUUGGGAACAACCAACCUUGACUUGCCAGCUAGUCUUAGGAAUGUUCCUGUAGAUAAACAGACAAGCCGUGGAACAGCUGUACCAAGUAAUGGUGCAAAGGUCAAGCUGUCAGAAAAGCUAACAGAAGAUGGAAUUAAAACUCCUAAUGAGAAAUCUUCCCAGCAAAGAAGCAUAGCUUUUAGCUCUAAUAAUUCUGUAGCAAAGCCAAUACAGAAAUCAGCUAAAGCUGUUGGAGAAGAACUAUCUUCAGGUUCACCUAAAAUAGAUCAGAAAAAAAGUCCAUAUGGACUGUGGAUACCUGUCUAAAAGAAGAAAACUCAUAGCUAAGUUUGUCUGAAACUGCACUUUAUUGCAAGUUUGUUUUUGUAGCAUUAUUCCCAUUCUUUUUAGUCAUUUAGUGGUAACUGUUUCAGUUAAAAACCAACACAAAGUGAAUUCAAAUAUUAACAUUUAGGUUUCUCUUGCAGAUAAUGAGAUAGCACAAAUGGACCAAAGGUUACGUACAGGUGGGAGUCUUGUAUAUUUGUAAAUAUUGUAUAGCAUCAGUUGAAAUUUGUAAGACAAACUCAGUAAAUGAACUGUUUGAGUUUUGUAUAUUUGUUAAUAAAUUUCUUGCUUUUAUUCUUU
Messenger RNA from Cynocephalus volans (Philippine flying lemur), 1428 nucleotides. It is a transcript of the gene RSRP1, whose product is annotated as arginine and serine rich protein 1. Lineage: Eukaryota; Metazoa; Chordata; Mammalia; Dermoptera; Cynocephalidae. The transcript has 5 exons. The coding region runs from base 229 to 1107 and encodes 292 amino acids. The record is from RefSeq and is a predicted model, not a curated record.